Carassius gibelio (silver crucian carp) is the source of this 4117-nucleotide messenger RNA. Its product is annotated as voltage-dependent calcium channel gamma-7 subunit-like. Gene Ontology annotation, cellular component: AMPA glutamate receptor complex; postsynaptic density membrane. Gene Ontology annotation, molecular function: channel regulator activity; voltage-gated calcium channel activity. Bases 187 to 1227 code for a protein of 346 amino acids. The record is from RefSeq and is a predicted model, not a curated record. Gene Ontology annotation, biological process: positive regulation of synaptic transmission, glutamatergic; regulation of AMPA receptor activity; neurotransmitter receptor transport, postsynaptic endosome to lysosome. NCBI's taxonomy places the organism in Eukaryota, Metazoa, Chordata, Actinopteri, Cypriniformes, Cyprinidae. The transcript has 6 exons.
AAGCGUGAAGAUGUAAGGGAGGAGAAGAAAACGGGCUAUCAGUGGGAAAUACGCACGUAAGGAGAGACAAAGAAAAAGGGAGGGAGAGAGAGAGACAGAGCGCGGAUAUUUUGCCAGGCACCCCUGGUGUGAAGCUUGUGUCUGCGCGCUCGCUGCUUACUUGACAGCUGCACGCGCACGGGUAGGAUGAGCUCUUGCAGCAGCAGGGCUCUGACUCUGCUCUCCACAGUGUUUGGGGCGUGUGGACUGCUGUUGGUGGGGGUUGCUGUGGCGACGGAUUAUUGGCUGCUGAUAGAGGAGGGAAUCGUACUGCAGCAGAACCAGACUGUCGAUGUCAGGAUGGCCUUGCAUUCUGGCCUCUGGAGAGUGUGUUUCAUAGCAGGUACAGAGAAAGGUAGAUGUGUGGCCUCUGAGUAUUUCACAGAGCCAGAGAUUGAAAUCACCACAGAAAACACUGCUAAUAUCCUCAAGAUGGUGCGGACAGCUACUCCCUUCCCUAUGGUGUCCCUGCUCUUCGUUUUCAUGGCCUUCAUCAUCAGUAACGUGGGCCACAUCCGUCCACAACGCACCAUUCUGGCCUUGGUUUCUGGAAUCUUCUUCAUCCUCUCAGGGUUGAGUCUGGUGGUGGGGUUGGUGCUGUAUAUCUCCAGUAUCAAUGAUGAAGUAAUGAACAGGCCGCGGGAGCCAGAGCAGUUCUUCAACUACCACUACGGCUGGUCCUUUGCAUUUGCUGCCAGCUCCUUCCUGCUCAAAGAGGGUGCUGGUGUGAUGUCAGUGUAUCUCUUUAUGAAGCGUUAUGCCGAAGAGGAGAUGUAUCGGCCUCAUCCGGCUCUCUACCGCCCCCGCCUUUCUGAGGGCAGCGACUACAGUGGCCAGUACCUGCAGCCAGAGACCUGGCCUCCAUCCCAGCGUGCUCGGAGCGCCUCCGAGAUCUCCAGUGACAUCUCCAUCCAGCUCACGCAGAACCCCCAUCCCCCGCAGAAGAUCAGCGGCCAGCAGAGCACAUCAUCUCCAGGAAUCACAGCUGCUUCCAGCCCCACCCCUGGAGCUAGAUACCAGCUGCCAUCACCAGGUUCUGCAGCUCCAUUCCCCCACAACCAUCCCCUCCACCCUGGGGCGCACAGGGCAGCUGCAGCAUCCCAGACCCUGCCUCUGUCUACAGCACCCCCUGCAGUGCCGCCCCCACACUAUCACACACACAUGCGCAUGAGCGCUUCACCAUGCUAAAUGCAGAUGGAAGGGAAAGUUUAUGGAGUGUUUGUUUUUACUAAGAUAAUGCUUAAACAAUGAGAAACAGAAAUAUGAUGUAAGACAAGAUAUAGUUUUUUAUAUUGAGAAAGGGAAGUUAGAAAAAAAUACUGUUUGUAAAGGCCUCUUUUUAAGACUGAAUGUUGUGAAAUUGUAGCAUAUUAAACUGCAAUGGAUCGAGUGAGGGUUCAUGCAGAACACUUGACAAUCACACACAACAGAACUGACAAUUCAUGUACUUAGACAUACACAUUAGAGCACAUAAGAGAACUAUUGCCUUCUAUAGGUGAUAUGAAAAAUAUUAUUGAACAUUUAUUAUUUUUCAUCAUGGAACCUGUGAAUUUUUAGUUCAUACGCCUGAGAUAUGCUUUCUUUUUUUUCUUUUUUUUUUCCUAAAGAGUUGAGAAAUAUUGAAUUUUUGUUGUAUAAAUAUUGUGUACUUAUGUGUUUUGGCUGCGAUUUGGUUCACUGCCUUUCUGCAAAAUGUUGACAAACCUAAUGGGGAAAAAAACUAAAUUUAAAUAAUUUAAAUGUUCUUAUUCUGUAGGACUCUUUUCUGAAUGUAUCAUUAUAUGUAGGUCAAUAUUACAAUAUUAACACUUGCCUGACAGCAUAUUUUAAAUUGUCAGCGUUCACAGUGCCCUCUAGUGUUUAUGUGACUGUAUUAACACUGCGUCUUAAGCGCUGUCCGUGGUCCUGAAAUCGGUCAAGGCAGCUUGUCAGCACAGACCGUGAGGCAAAAAUAAACACAGUCAACCGCUCCAUAAUGUUUCAUUGCAAAAACAAAUGUACUGUAACCAUACAACAUCAUUGUGAGUGAGUAUAACAAAUCACAGUUACAAAUAGAUGUUGAGCAGAUUUAAACUUUUAAGGCAUUGAAACUAAUAAGACCCAUUCAAACCUGUAACGAUAAUCAUAAAGAAAGAUUUUAACCACGUUAAUGACUCAGGGGAAUUAUAUAAUUGGAAGCACUUUCAGAACGAUGCUUCCCAGCUGAUGAAUGAUAAAAAAAAAAAAACAUUGGCAGCCAAUCAGAAUCCAUCCUGCUUUAACGAGCUAGAGCUUUUAAAGCAGUAGAAGACAAAACUGCAACACGUUUAUAAUAAACAGAACUUUGACAUGCAACAGUGUAGAUGCUAGUUAUGGUUAUCUUUAUAUUAAUUGUUCUUGGUGUCUUUGUUUUGUGUUUGUUACUGUGGCCAAUAGGGAUGUGAGCUGAAGUGGAAAUGUAAGCAUUAUGGUAUACAAUGAUCAGCUGAAGUGUAUCAUUUCUAUGCCACUAGCGGCAACAAAUGGAUUUGCAGAAAUAAUGAUCGUUUUCAAACACAUUUCCUGAACACUCCCCUUUUCUAUCAUUGGACGAACACAGCCCCUCCCCGAAAUUACGCUUUGGUUGAGCCAAUGUUGCUGUGUCGGGCUGUUUGACCUAGAAUUUUUUUAUCCCGCCACAAAGACAAAGAGUUAACCUUUUUGGAAAAUAAGGUACCAAUUGCUUCCUCAUAGUUAUCCCUGUACUCCAGUGGAAUAGUAAAUAUAAAAUACUAAUAGUAAAUUUCAACAUCAAAAACACACUUUCUUAAGCUUUAAAGGACAGAGCAAUGUGCAUGUGUAUAUUUGCGUGUGUAUUGUCUGCACUGAGACUGUUAAGUGCUUCUCUGCGGUUCAUCGUUCCAUUGCCUCAGGGAAGCGUGCGGUCCAAUUGAUCAAAACUGUCUCUCUGUUUCUAUCUCUGCUUGUUUGUGUUUGAGUAGGAUGUUAUUACAGCCGCAUUUCAGUAAUUCCUUUCGCCAAGGUGUUGCACUUGUGUUUGCUCUUAUCCUACAAAUAUAGUAUCUCAAACAGCUAAUACACAAUGUGUGUGUGUUAAUGUGUGCUUAUAUGAGGGGGUGGGGGAGUCUGCCCGUGUGUGUCAGUAAAGAGUUGGAUAUAGCUCUUUUCACCAACAUUACUGCAUGAAAGAGCUGUCACCCAGCAUUAGCCCAUUGCCUUUUCCAUGUGUGUGAGUGAGAGAGAUGGAGAGAAAUGAAGAUGAAUAUCGGUCGUAGUUCACUGUACUACUGUGCAGAUGUCUGAGUUUGGUGAGUUGACAGGCUGCUUAAUGAGGAACAUAUCUUGGCAAUUUCAUCCACUUUAAACGAGCCCAUACCAACGAGUGCCCAAAAAAAAAAAAAAAACUGGGACUAGCCUUUUCACAUGAUUACCCAUCAUCACGCUUUCCCACCAUACUCGACCUCGGAAGCCACACACACACACACACACACUGACUGAGUGUAUAUUGGUCUUUGAAACGACAGAAAGCAUAAGAAAUAUAUUCGCACGCUAUCUAAGCCAAUUCUGAGGCAUCUGUCGCAUUCAACCUGCCAUUUUUCACAUCCCUCCCUCCAUACACCCCCCUCUCCGUCUCUCUCUCCCUCUGCGGAACUCAGUGCUCUUUCUCAGGCUGGAUAACAUUGCAUUUAAUUAGCAGUGCGGUACUAACAUCAUCUCCAAGAUGCCUGCUUCUCUCAUCUCCUGCAAAAACCAGUGAGGGCAAUGUUGAGCAUUUGUGUUUCUGUUAUGGUGCAUGGGAACUUUACAUUGACUACUGCUAUUGUAUUUUUCUUUCCCAUAAAUCUAAGGCUGACACAAACCUUUUUUGCAUUAUAACAUUUUACAUACAAGACGUUAAUCGGUGUGUUUAUUAAACAUUUUUGCAAACACAUUCUUAAUAAUAUCAGCAGGUUGUUUAAGAAUUAUGUAAAUGUCAUAUAAAUGCAUCAACCCAUAAACGGAAUAAGCUAAUAUUCUGGUUUAUAGAAAUCUGAAUAAACAAAUGGCUUAUGCCUGAAUAAAUCAUAAUUGUUGGUCAUUCUUGGUGAUAUUCGAAUUG